AUGCCGGGCUUCGCAGAUUCGUUCUGGUCCAACGACUACGCCGCAGGACUUGGUGUCCUGUUCGGCAAGCUCCAGCAAGGCGUUGUCGAGAACCGCCAAGUCCUGACGAUCGCCCGAAUGCGCGCCGAGGCCGAGGAGAUCUACGGUCAACGCCUCUCCGAGAUUGCCCCCGCAGUCGACAAGAUCCAAGGCGGCUUUGGCCGCGACGAUGGCGCCAGCGUGCGCAAGGCGUACGACGGCGUACGAACCGAGAUGGAGGAUGCCUCCAAGAACCACAAGAAGAUUGCCCAGAACAUCCGCGACCUGGUCGUCAACCCCUUCUCUCGCUGGUGCGAUGCGCACGAAACUCGGAUACAGGAUUCCCACGAGGAACUGCAGGGACGGAUCAAAGCCCACGACAAGCAGGCCGAGGCCGUCAAGAAGCUGAGGAGCAGCUACUUCAACAAAUGCCGCCUUGUCGAGGAUAUCGAGGAAGAGAACAAGCUCGCGUUCCAGGACCCCGAGGGCAGCCCAAAGCAACUGCAGAAUAUCCCAGAAAUCAAGGUGGACCAAGAACCAGCAGAGGAGGAGGAACCCCUCGAGAUCGGCGACCAGAUAUACUCCCCCGAACAAGUGAAGAAGAUCCUGUCGCACAUGAUCGCAACCGUCAAGAUGGGCGAGACCAAGGUUCCAAUCCUCGGGACAUACCAGAACACCUCGGCUGGCUCCGAUAUCGUGGAAUACAUCCAACAGAAUAUGGGGAGCUCAAGCGUGAGCUAUGCGGAGCGCAUUGGUCAGGAUCUGGUGACUCACGGCUUCCUGCGCCUGGUCGGCAACGUCGGAAACACCUUCGCCAACAGCUCCAAGCUGUUUUACCAAUGGCGACCGCAGGCAUUUGAGACGGCCGGUGUCCCCGAAAAGAAGGCGAUGGCGAGGACCUUCUCGAUCCCGGUGGGCGGGUCCGAUGGCGGCGACUCUCCGGUGGUUGGCGCCGUGACCGAGUACCUGGCCAAAUGGGACGUCCUAAACACGUCGCGGCCGAACGAGACGCCCGCUGAGCGCAUGCGCCGGGAAGCCAGGGAAGCGGACGAUCGGUACAAGGCUGCAGUUCAGAAGCUGGACGAGAUGCGCUGCGAGCUGGAGGAGGCCAUUCACGUACAUCUCAAGUUUCUUGAGCGGUGCGAGCUGGACCGGCUGAAGGCUACCAAGACGGUCAUCCUGGACUUCUCCGGGACCAUUAGCAAUGUGAUCCCCAGCUUGCAGUCCACCGUCGACAACAUGAUGCUGUACCAGGAGACUGUGCAGCCGCUCGGAGACCUCCGGUACCUUCUGGAGAACUACCGGACCGGCAGCUUUACCCCGAAGGUGGUGGUCUACGAAAACUAUUACAACAAGGUCGACGAGCAGACCUUCGGCGUGGACCUCGAGGCCCGCGCCAGGGCCGACCGGAAGCGCGUUCCCGUCAUCAUCACGACACUCCUCACCUAUCUGGAUCACCACUAUCCUGACCUUGAGGGCGACGAAGCCCGCAGGGGAGUGUGGCUGCACGAAGUACCGCUUGCCCAGACACACAAGCUGAGGGCCAGGGUCAACAACGGGAAAGCGCCAGCCCUCGAAACGUUUGCUGAAUUUGAUAUACCCACGGUCGCGAGUCUGCUGAAGCUUUAUCUCCUUGAACUUCCUGAUUCUCUUGUCUCGUCGCACGUAUACGAAAUCAUCCGGACCAUCUACACCACCCCAACCGCGGAUGGCGGCGAUGCGGCCCGCGUCCCCGUUCUACAGCAGACACUCUCCCAGCUGCGGCUCACUAACAUUGCGUCCCUGGAUGCCUGCAUGAACCACUUCACGCGCCUGAUCGACCUCACAUCCGCCGAUGAGGAGUACAUCGCCAAGCUCGCGACCUCUCUCGCCCCCUGCAUCCUGCGCCCGCGCUCGGAGACGUCGCUCACGAUGGAGGAGAAGCACGCCUACCGGCUUGUCCGCGACCUCUUUGCGCAUAAGGACUCCAUCUUCAACGAACUGAAGCGCCUGUCGACCGCAAACUCUUCUGGCUCUAUUAAGGGUAACCAGAACCGGCCACGGGCAAUCUCCACCGAUGAAAGCAACCGCAAGGCGCACAUGGAAGAGCGCAACCGCGCGCUCCUGGAGAAGGCCACCGGCAGCCGAAGCAGGGCAACCUCUCCGGCACCCAGCCCCCGCGCUUCCCACCGCCGCGAUCGGAGCGUCGGAGGCCCCGAGACGCGCUUCCCCAUCUCAACGAACCUCACCAGCCCCACCAGCGAGCCCCGGAAGCGCACCAGCCUCGGCCCGAACCUCCCCAAGCGCACGAGCCUCGAAGUCCCCGGCGAAUCCGACACCCCAACCAACACCGCCAACCUCAGCCACCCCGCCGACGGCAACUUCAUCAUGAACGGCAUCAACGCCAUGACAGCAGCCUCCUCCGCCGCCGCUCCGGGCACACCACCAGCCCAAACCCCCAUCGCCACCGCCACGGACCCCCACCUCGCCAAGGUCGGCGAGCAGGACCACCACAUGGUCGAGAAGCGCAACAGCCUCGGCCGCAGCGGCGCGCGCUUCUCGUCCGGUCGCCGCGUGACGCCCGCGUCGGCCGCUGCGGCGGCCGCCCGCACGGCUACCCCGCCGCCGAAUAAUCAUCCGGAGAGGGGCACCCCGCAGCAGCAGCAGCAGCAGCAUGGGCAUGGGCAGCAGCAUAGUGUCACGCUGGUUGAUGCGCCGAUGGAUUACUAG
This is a messenger RNA of Chaetomium globosum CBS 148.51, 2727 nucleotides long. RefSeq lists its product as uncharacterized. Lineage: Eukaryota; Fungi; Ascomycota; Sordariomycetes; Sordariales; Chaetomiaceae. Gene Ontology annotation, biological process: small GTPase-mediated signal transduction; cytoskeleton organization. The transcript is spliced from 3 exons. The record is from RefSeq and is a predicted model, not a curated record. Gene Ontology annotation, cellular component: division septum; cell division site; plasma membrane. Gene Ontology annotation, molecular function: GTPase activator activity. Bases 1 to 2727 code for a protein of 908 amino acids.